AUGGAACAAGCUCAAUCACCCUCAAUCGGCGACUGCUUGAAGCUGCUGAAAGGCGAAAGAGACGAGCAGCUCCUCGCCGGGUUGCUUCUAGUCACCAAAGUUUGCCAAAGAGACGACCUAGCCUCGCUUCGUGCGGUUUAUGAUGCCGUGGACGUUCGGUUUCUCGACAGGCUCUUCAAGACUGGGAUGGGUAAAGGAGCUGCAGCAGGCAGUGGUUUGGAUAACCGAGAUGCUUAUUUGCAGCUAUCGGUCACGAUUGUUGCUGCGUUUUGUCGCGUUCCAGAAAUUGCUGCUUCCAAAUACAUGGUAUCCAAGGUUCCCAUGGUUCUGAAGAUAAUGACGGAAUCAAAUGAUGCUGUUCUUGUAGAAUGCUGUGAAAUUCUAUAUCUGGUAGCAACUUCUUCAGAAGAUGGAGUAAGCACGUUUUGUGAAUCCGAGGGCCUUAAAGUCAUAGCUUCAAGAAUGCAUACUAUGUCUGAUGGUUCUCGUACCAUGGAACUGUCAAUUAAGAUAUUACAAUACGUGCUUAGUAAGCUCCCUCCAGACUUCACCACAAGCAGCCAUCUACUGGACCUUGCAACUUUGGUGGAAUCAUUAGCAAGACAGUUUGCUGUAUUGCACAGUCCUCUGAAAUUUGAAGCACUUCAUUUACUUUCAGUGAUUUUCUCUUCGAAGUAUUUGGAAUCACUUCGUGAAACCUUGCGUGUAAUGGUAGGCAGCAAGUGGCCUGACUAUAUCCACAUCGGUGUUAUGGAUAUUUUACAAAAUCGAGUUGCUCCUGCUGAUAAGGUUCAUGCCCUUGUUCUGGCUGAGUCAAUGUUGUCUAUAUCAGGGGAAUCCUGGCUGCUUCGCCAGCCAAACUUGACAAAUUGCAAGGCAUCUGUGCCUGUUGAUAGGUGUCUAUUGCUUGUCUUGGAGUCUGCAAGAGUAGAAGUGGCUGUUUUGCUUAACGAACUGGCUUAUCUCAAGUUUGAAGCUUCAAAGUAUACCUCAAGUAGUGACACUGCUCUCUCAACAAAGCAGCAGCACCUGACUGUUGCAUUUUCCUUGGUUGAAGGAAUAAUCAAACUAAUAUCAACCAUGGGUGAAAAUGGAGAAGUCAUUAGUGAAGCAACCAUUAUAAAGGUGAUCAACGGGCUUAACGAGACAGUUAAUGUAGUAUUGGAGUACUUGCAGGAUGCAAAGGAGCAUGGACAAAAGAAAGGAAAUGACCUGAUUGCUUCAGUAAGACUUGUUGGGAGUUACCUCGCAGAAACACCCUAUGCGUCAAGUGACAAAGUCAGAGAACUUUUGGAGUACAUGUUGUCUAUUGAAGGUGAAGAUGAAACAAGCCCUUUCUAUUCCAUAUGCUUCUUACUUCCAAUGCUGUGCCAAAUGACAAUGGAGAUACAAGGGUGCAAAACUUUGAUUUCAUCCAGAGGUCACAAGGCUGUGGUUGAGUUUCUUGUCAAGUUGCUCUGUAAUCCCGUGACUGAAGACAUGGAUCGCAUCUUUUUGGCAUGCGACACAGUAAUGAACCUUCUUUUGAAGCAAGAGGAGGUACACUUUCAGAUGGAAGAAUCAAGCUGCAUUAGUCUCUUGAAUGCAUUGGCAUUUUGGGCAGAGAAGUCAGAUGAUCCAUCUGUGCUAAUGAUGGCUGCAAGUAUAUGUGCACUGGGAUUAGAUUUCACAUCAGAAGCAGCCCUUCUAAAGCAUCCUAAUUUCGACUCGAGAUCACUUACUCGUCUUUGCCACCUCAUCUCAAGAAGCUUCGCUUUUGCUACUCAGGGCAUGGCAGAUGCUGUUCGAUCAGAAACAGACCUUAUUGAGAUUAUUAAUUCAGGUUUUUCACGGUGGGCUGAUCGGUUCCCUAGCAUAAAAGCAGCAGUUUUGGGAGUUUGAGUAUGUUGCCUUGCGAACGAUCGGUUUAGGAUUGCAUCCGGCUGCUAACUGAUAAUCCAUAUCAAUACAAAAGCGCUACAGAUGUUUCUAUCAGGCGAAGAGCUCUCUACUGCUUGUUCUGUACGAAUGGAGUCAAUGACUUGUACAUUACGACCUAUCUACAAGACCUCAAUUAGGAACUAUGUAGUGCACAAUGUCCUUAAUCCUCUACAUGUAUAAGUGGAACAGUGUAGCUUUAGCCAGUGUUGAACACUAUUAGCAAUAUAUUAUGAAACCAUAAACAUCAUUUUAGCCCUG
This is a messenger RNA of Linum tenue, 2178 nucleotides long. NCBI's taxonomy places the organism in Eukaryota, Viridiplantae, Streptophyta, Magnoliopsida, Malpighiales, Linaceae. The record is from the annotation of a GenBank genome assembly.